Triticum aestivum (bread wheat) is the source of this 1505-nucleotide messenger RNA. Its product is annotated as phosphatidylinositol transfer protein 3. NCBI's taxonomy places the organism in Eukaryota, Viridiplantae, Streptophyta, Magnoliopsida, Poales, Poaceae. The coding region runs from base 202 to 924 and encodes 240 amino acids. The record is from RefSeq and is a predicted model, not a curated record. The transcript has 5 exons.
ACUCCCAUCUCCGCAUCUCCUUUAUAUUCCACCCGGCCAAACAAUAAGUAACACCUAGCCAAUCACGUGGCGUCUAUACAGCUAGCUUCCCUGCAGCCAGGGAGACCAGAGAGGCAGAGACUCCUCCGCGCUCCACAAGUACGCGCAGAGUCAGAGUACCAGUAAGAAGGACAGGAGCGGGGAGGAGAGGAGAGGAGAUCCAUGGCGAGCAGCAUCGGGGGAGGGGACGCAGGGGAAGGGGAGUGGCUCAAGAUCGCCGAGCUGAGGGCCAUGGCGGAAGCCCAGGACCCGCAUGUCAAGGAGGUGGACAGCCUGACGCUCCGGAGGUUCCUGCGGGCGCGCGGCCAUGUCGUCGGCAAGGCCUCGGCGAUGCUGCUCAAGUUCGUGGCGUGGAGGCGGGAGGCCGUGCCCGGCGGCGUCAUGCCGGCGGAGCUGGUGCGGACGGAGCUGUCGCACGAGAUGACCUACAUGGCCGGCACCGACCGCGCCGGCCGCCCCGUCAUGCUCGCCUUCCCCGCCAAGCACUUCUCGGCCACCCGCGACAUGGCCGGCUUCAAGCGCUAUAUUGUCUACUUGUUCGACGCCAUGUGUGCCAGGAUCCCUAGAGGGCAGGAGAAGUUUCUGUGCGUCGUGGAUCUAAAGGGGUGGGGGUACGCCAACUGCGACGUCCGCGCCUACAUCGCGGCCAUCGAGAUCCUGCAGAGCUACUACCCGGAGAGGCUGGGCAAGGCGCUGAUGAUCCAUGUGCCCUACCUGUUCAUGAAGGCGUGGAAGCUGGUUCAGCCCUUCAUCGACGCCAACACCAGGGACAAGUUCGUGUUCGUGGACGACAAGAGCUUGGAGGAGACGCUGCGGCGGGAGAUGGAGGACGGCCAGCUCCCGGAGAUGUACGGCGGGAAGAUGCCCAUCGUUCCCCUCGCGUAGAGUGAGGAGGAGCACGGAAGAGGAAUGGAUGUACCUGAAACAAACUAACCAUGUGUGCGAUGUCGAUGUAACCAGGGGAGGGAGACGAGCGCAGCUUGCUCUCGCUCUCUUGCAGCGCUGUGACUGCUUCGUACGUGUGGCCAGCCCAGCCGGUGCUAACGUCGACGGAUCAAUAAUACGGAAGAACUCUAUGGUAUAUUAUAUCUUUUAUUAUCUUUGCUACUCCAGUAGACUACUAGUAGGGGGUAGAAUAUCUUUGCUAGUGGCAGCCUGUUGCCAUCCUUUGUCACUGUUUGAGACCUGGUGUCGUUACCAGAAGACCUGUAUGCGUGUUUGGUUUCGUUUUCUAUGAAAAUGGAGCCGGGGGUGCUCCCCUUUGAUCGAAAAAAGAACUCUAUGGUACUUAGUGUUAGGUAUAUAUCAAUAUAUGGGAUUAUGUCUGGUCACGUGAAGAUACCACCUUUUGUGCUGUAUCACAUAUCUGUGGGUCUAUGCUUCUCUCGUGUAGUUGUGGUGAACAAAUGGGAAACUUGUUUAUGUUUAUGUAAUAUAUGGAAUAAAUUCAAUCACAUUAGCCGUCC